Molecule: messenger RNA, 281 nt
Organism: Ceraceosorus bombacis
Lineage: Eukaryota; Fungi; Basidiomycota; Exobasidiomycetes; Ceraceosorales; Ceraceosoraceae
Source: the annotation of a GenBank genome assembly
AUGCAGGACCCAGACUUGAGCCAUUACAAGUCCCUGGGAGAAUUCUUUUACAGAGAACUCAAAGACGGGGUUAGAACGAUUGAAGAGGCACCGGUAGUGUCUCCUGCAGACGGCACAGUCCUACAUUUUGGCACGAUUCAAGGACGUCGCGUCGAGCAGGUCAAGGGCAUCACCUAUUCUCUCGAUGCUCUUCUCGGCACUUCAUCCGAACCGCAAGCGAGAGAUGAUUUUGUUGGAGGACUCUCGCAAGAUGGUCAAGGGCAAUCUAGCGACGAGAGGAG